This is a messenger RNA of Xiphias gladius (swordfish), 1487 nucleotides long. RefSeq names its product prostaglandin E2 receptor EP4 subtype-like. Gene Ontology annotation, cellular component: plasma membrane. The transcript has 2 exons. Gene Ontology annotation, biological process: positive regulation of cytosolic calcium ion concentration; negative regulation of inflammatory response; adenylate cyclase-activating G protein-coupled receptor signaling pathway. Gene Ontology annotation, molecular function: prostaglandin E receptor activity. The coding region runs from base 28 to 1212 and encodes 394 amino acids. NCBI's taxonomy places the organism in Eukaryota, Metazoa, Chordata, Actinopteri, Istiophoriformes, Xiphiidae. The record is from RefSeq and is a predicted model, not a curated record.
UCACGGAUCCACGACAGAGCAGAGGAAAUGUCCCCAACAAACGCCAGCCUGUCGUUGUAUGUGGCGAUGGAAAACCCGAACUUUACGCACGGAUCCGGCUCCGGCAACGAAACGACGGCCCGGCACUCACAAGCGGCCAGCGUCCCGACGGUGAUCGCUUUGCCCAUUUUCAUGUUUGCCGGGGGCGCCAUUGGGAAUUUGAUCGCAAUAAUCGUCCUUUCAGUAUCCAGACAGGAGAGGAAAUCCUCAGCUUUCUACACGCUGGUGUGCGGUCUGGCGGUGACGGACCUGCUGGGCACCUGCCUGGCCAGCCCGCUCACCAUAGCCAACUACCGGGACCAGAAUGUGCUGAGAGACGGCCGGGUCUGCGAGUUUCACUCCUUCCUCUUGCUGUUUUUCGGUCUAACGGGGCUGAGCAUUAUAUUCGCCAUGGCAGCGGAGCGGUACCUGUCGAUAUGCUGCCCCUACACCUACCAGCGGUGGGGCGUGGACCGGCGCUUCGCGCAGAGGUUCCUGCUCUUCAUUUACAUCAGUCACAUUUUGUUCUGCUGCCUCCCGAUGAUGGGCAUGGCGAGCAGCGAGCUGCAGUCCUCCGGCACCUGGUGCUUCAUCGACUGGAGGACGCACGAGCUGGUGGCCGCCACUUACUCCGUCCUGUACGGCGUCGCCAGCGUGCUGCUCAUCCUGGGGACCAUCGUGCUGAACCUGGCGGUGUGCGGCGCGCUGCUGCUCAUGCGAGAGCGGACGGUGCAGCGGCGCGCCGCCAGGGCCAGCGUGCGGGAGAGGUGGCGGGAUCUGUCCUCGGCCGCAGAGACGCAGAUGAUGGCGGUGCUGGUGAUGACCUCCGCGGUGGUUCUGGCCUGUUCCGCGCCGCUGGUGGUCCGCGUGUUUGCCAACCGCUUCAUGCCGAAGGACGACCCGAACGCGGACCUGGCUGCCAUCAGGAUCGCCUCCGUCAACCCCAUCCUCGACCCCUGGAUCUACAUCCUCCUCCGGAGGUCUCUGUUUCGGCGGUUACUCGGUUUGUCCAGGCGAGGCAGCAGCGCGCGCAGUAGCUUUUGCUCCACGCCGCAGAGGAACGUGUUCUACCCCGAGGCGACGAGCGACGGCCGCGCGUUCGCCCAGCUGCCUCGCAGCGCGAGCACCGUCGGCCAGCCGCCGGCUGGUGUCGGACCCGCGCCGUGCGACGCCGGGAGCGGGCGGCCGAGCUAAAAACGCGGCGGACCGAAGACAGAAGCUCGACGCCCGCGCCGCGGACUCCGUCUCGGAGCCGGAAGGAGCCCCCUCGGAGCUCCUUCGCUGGAUUGUUUGGGAGAUAAAAGUGGGGCUGGGGGGGGGGCUGCGCUGACCUCGUCUGUGCGGACGCCUCCUGCAGGAACACGGGGCUGACGAGAAAAAGCUCUUUGACUCGGACGCUAUUGCGGAAGCGCAACAGUAAGACAUGACCGAGCCUUCAUUUUGUAACUUUGACUGGCCCCCCCCCCCCC